AUGUUCUUCAACUGGGGUCUUCAAGGAUGCCUGGUUGUCCAGUGUUACAUCUACCACCUGUGGUUCCCGCACGACCGUCUGUACAUCAAGUCGCUCGUGUAUGGCCUUCUCAUCUAUGAAUGCGUGCAAACGGGCCUCGUCACCGACUUCGCAUUCGACAACUUUGUAUACGGCUACGGGCAGCGCGCGAUCCUCACCCAGUUUCACAACACCUGGUUCAGCGUCACGAUCAUGUGCUCGCUCGUGUCCUGCGUCGUGCAGAGCUACUUCGCCUACCGCGUCUGGGUUCUAGGCCGCUCCGCUAUUUUGACCGGAAUCAUCCUCUUCCUGUCUUUCGCUCAAAUGUCUGUGGGUGUUGCAGGAGGCAUCAUGCUGCACGUCAUCGAUCCAAACGCUGCCGCGGCAUCCAUCGUGACCCCAGUGAUCUCCUCUUGGCUGGGCGGCGCUGCGCUCGCCGAUGUCAUCAUUGCGGCGUCGAUGAGCUACUUGCUUUUGCGCGGCAAGAACGGGAUCAAGCGAUCAGACGACAUGAUCAACGCCCUCGUGCGCUUCGUCGUAGAGACUGGUGCCAUGACCGCUACUGUUGCCGUCCUGGACCUGAUCUGCUUCACUGCACUCUCGAACACCCUCCUGCACGAGUGCCCCGCGCUCGUCCUCGCCAAGCUCUACUCCAACACGCUCGUCGCCUCGCUCAACAACCGCGUGAUCAUCACCCGCUCCCAGAACGGCCCCAUCCUCACCACCUCCACCCCGAGCGGACAGUACCAGCUGCGGAACUUGUCCGGCUCGCGCACGUUUGUGACCGCCAUGGGAAAGCAGUCCGGCAAGAGCGGGAUCCAGUCGCAGGGGCAGAUCGAGGUCGGCGUCGACGUCGACGUGCAGGACGACACGUCUACCGUUGGUCCGCGCGGGUCCGCGCUGAAGCACUCGGGAUCGAAGGUCGACUUCAAGGUGCCUCCUAUCGACGUGCUCGUCGAUGACAGCCAGCGCAUGCAAGUUUGA
Epithele typhae is the source of this 1002-nucleotide messenger RNA. RefSeq lists its product as uncharacterized. Lineage: Eukaryota; Fungi; Basidiomycota; Agaricomycetes; Polyporales; Epitheliaceae. Bases 1 to 1002 code for a protein of 333 amino acids. The transcript is spliced from 8 exons. The record is from RefSeq and is a predicted model, not a curated record.